GUCCUGCAGCACGUUGUGUUACAAGCAGUUUAGGAAGAGAAGUGCGUUGAUCGUCCUCUGCCAGUUUAUAAUCCACAUAUUUACACCUGCUGGACUGUAUGGAGUGAGCCCGUCACACCUUUUGUGUAGUCUACAGGGGUUGCUCUCCUUGAGGGUCUAACCCACAGCCGCCAUGUCGAUGAACCGUUGCGCUUGUUUUAUUUCACGGCUUCAGCGCCACUUUAACUCCCGAACUCAUCGUGUCACCGCCGGCAUCUGUCAUGUGUCUUCUGGGUCUGGUUUGUUACACGGACAGCACCGGCCUGGUUCCGUGGUCUGCAUCAGAGAUGUUUCGUCUAACAGCUCCUCUCCGAAAUCUCCGGACACCUCGCUGUUUGUCCCCGUCUCCCUGAAGGCAGACCCCUCGGCAGACGGCGGCGUCGGAAUGGAACUCACCCAGCCGCUGGAUAAAAAUGAGCUUCUGAAGCUUCUGAAUCGGUUUUACAAAAGGAGGGAAAUGCAGAAGCUGGCAGCAGACCAGGGCCUGGACGCUCGUCUGUUCCACCAGGCCUUCAUCAGCUUCAGGAAGUAUAUCCUGGAGAUGACAUCACUCCCCGCCGACCUGCACAUCAUCCUCAACGACAUCUGUUGCGGAGCAGGUCAUAUAGAUGACAUCUAUCCAUACUUCAUGCGUCACGCCAAGCAGAUCUUUCCCAUGCUGGACUGCAUGGAUGACCUGAGAAAGAUCUCAGACCUCAGAGUCCCGGCCAACUGGUACCCUGAAGCUCGUGCCAUCCAGAGGAAGGUAAUUUUCCACGCUGGGCCCACUAACAGUGGUAAAACCUACCAUGCCAUCCAGCGCUACCUGGCUGCUAAGUCUGGAGUGUACUGUGGCCCUCUGAAACUGUUGGCCCACGAGAUCUUUGAGAAGAGCAAUGAUGCUGGCGUACCAUGUGACCUAGUUACUGGAGAGGAGAGGACCUUUGUAGACCCAGAAGGUCGAGCGUCUGGUCAUGUGGCCUGCACCAUUGAGAUGUGCAGCGUCACCACACCAUAUGAGGUGGCUGUAAUUGACGAAAUUCAAAUGAUCAGAGAUCCCUCCAGAGGAUGGGCGUGGACCAGAGCCCUGCUGGGACUCUGUGCAGAGGAGAUCCACGUGUGUGGGGAAUCUGCAGCCAUAGACUUUGUCAGAGAGCUGAUGUACACCACUGGAGAGGAAGUGGAGGUCCACAACUACCAACGCUUAACACCUUUCUCAAUACUAGAUCAUGCUGUGGAGUCAUUAGACAACCUGAGACCAGGAGACUGUAUUGUGUGUUUUAGUAAAAAUGACAUCUACUCUAUAAGCAGGCAGAUUGAGGCUAGAGGGCAAGAAUGUGCUGUAAUUUAUGGGAGCCUACCUCCAGGCACCAAGCUGUCCCAAGCCAAGAAGUUUAAUGACCCCGAUGACCCCUGCAAAAUUCUGGUUGCUACAGAUGCUAUAGGCAUGGGCCUUAACCUGAGUAUAAAACGCAUCAUCUUCAACAGUCUGGUGAAGCCUAAUGUUAAUGAGAAAGGGGAGAAACAGAUGGAGACCAUCAGCACUUCUCAGGCUCUGCAGAUUGCUGGUCGUGCUGGGAGGUUUUCCUCCAAGUUUAAAGAGGGAGAAGUUACAACCAUGUACAGAGAUGACCUGCCUGUCCUCAAGGAAAUACUCAGCCACUCUGUCGAUCCUAUAGAGACUGCAGGACUCCAUCCAACUGCAGAGCAGAUAGAGAUGUUUGCUUAUCAUCUGCCUGAUGCAACGCUGUCCAACCUUCUUGACAUAUUUGUCAGCCUCUCUCAGGUGGAUGGGUUGUAUUUUGUCUGCAACAUCGACGACUUUAAGUUUUUGGCCGACAUGAUUCAGCAUAUACCGCUUAACCUGAGGUCACGCUACGUCUUCUGCACUGCUCCCAUCAACAAAAAACAGCCCUUUGUUUGCACCUCUUUCCUUAAGUUUGCCCGUCAGUUCAGUCGAGACGAACCGCUGACGUUUGACUGGGUCUGUCGCCACGUCGGUUGGCCUCUGGCUCCACCCAAAAACAUAAAAGACCUGGUUCACCUGGAAGCUGUUCAUGACGUGUUGGAUCUCUACCUCUGGUUGAGCUACCGUUUUAUGGACAUGUUUCCAGAUACGGCCUCAAUCCGAGAAAUCCAGCGGGAACUUGACGAUACCAUCCAGCAGGGUGUCCGAAAUAUCACCCGGCUCAUCAGAGCCUCUGACCCAACAAUCACUGACACACUACAGACACAAAGCAACAGGCAUGGCUGGACAGGUAGCAAUAGUGGGACUGGAAGCAGAAGUCAAAGGGGACAGAGAGCCUCAGAACAGAUGAUGGACAGCUCUCUGACCAGUCGUCUGCAUGACAACAGCAGUCAGAGGGUCGACAGGUUUCUGCAUGCAAUGCGUCUACAUGAUGACCAGUUAGUUGACAUCUCAGCUCGUUUCCAGGCAGAAAUGAAGAAGGGGCUCUCAGCUGAGAGCUCAGCCGCCGCAGCAGUAAAAAUGCUGCCGACACAUGUCCGCUCCACUCCUGAUGGCUCAGAGAAGGGGCAAUUUCUGGCACUGGAUCUUGGAGGCUCCAAAUUUAAGGUGCUCCAAGUUAAAGUGAGAGAGGGCAUGGGAAUUAGGAAGGGAGGUGUGGAGAUGGAGGAGAAGGUCUACCCCAUAUCAAAGGAGCUGCUCAAUGGGAGAGCACCAGAGUUAUUUGACCAUGUGUCAGAGUCUCUGAAGGACUUUCUUCAUGUAAAGAACAUCAUUUUGGAGAAGAAACAUCCUCUGGCAUUCACUUUUUCUUUUCCCUGUGAACAGACCCGCUUGGAUAAGGGAUUAUUGUUGAGCUGGAGUAAGAACUGCCGGGCUCGGGGCCUUCAGGGGAAAGAUGUGGUCCAGGCUCUCAGAGAUGCUAUUGAUAGAACUGGGGGCAUGGACAUAGAAGUGUUAGCUAUGGUUAAUGAUACUGUGGCAACAAUGAUGACCUGUGGUUUUGAUGACCAGUACUGUGAAGUAGGAGUCAUCAUUGGCACAGGCACCAAUGCAUGUUACAUGGAGGAGCUGCGUCAUGUUGACCUGGUGGAGGGAGAUGAGGGCAGGAUGUGUGUGAACACUGAGUGGGGAGGCUUUGGGGACGAUGGGGCCCUGAAUGAUUUCAUAACAGAGUUUGACCAGGAUGUUGAUGCAGCCUCUAUCAAUCCUGGAAAACAAAUCUUUGAGAAGAUGGUCAGCGGGCUGUAUCUGGGUGAGUUAGUGAGGCUGGUUGUAUUAAAGAUGGCUAAACGGGGACUGCUGUUUGAUGGGUGUGUGUCUGAUGCUCUGAGAACCAAAGGGAAGAUAACCACAGCACAUGUGGCAGCUAUGGAGGAGUACAAAACUGGUCUGAAGAACACCAGAGACAUUCUCGUGGAGCUUGGUUUGAACCCAUCAGAAGAUGACUGCAUUGCUGUUCAACACGUCAGCACCAUCGUGUCCUUCAGGUCCUCCAAUCUGGUGGCUGCAGGACUGGCUGCCAUCUUAACCCGAAUCAAGCAAAACCGCCAUUUGAGAACACUGAGGAUCACUGUGGGUGUGGAUGGCACUGUGUACAAGACACAUCCACAGUAUCCUAAACGUCUCCAUAAAGUGGUGCGUCGGUUGCUUCCUGAGUGCCAGGUUAGAUUCGUCCUCUCAGACAGCGGCAGCAGCAAAGGGGCUGCCUUGGUAACAGCAGUUGCCCAACGCUUGGCAUCACGGAAACAACAGGUGGAUGACACUCUGGCUCCCUUCAGACUGAAUCAAGAGCAGCUCCAGUUGGUCAAGGCCAGGAUGAGAGUGGGGCUGGAGGCAGGGCUGAAGAGUAAAGGGCCCUCUGCAGUCAAGAUGCUGCCCUCUUAUGUUUACCAUACACCUGAUGGCACAGAGCGUGGAAAAUAUCUUGCUUUGGAUCUGGGAGGAACCAACUUCAGAGCUAUGCUUGUGAAAUUCAAGAAAGGUCUGCAGAAUAACACACGGCUUUACCAUAAAAUCUACACCAUACCACUGGAGAUAAUGCAGGGGACUGGAGAAGAGCUGUUUGAUCAUUUAGCGCAGUAUGUGAGCGACUUCCUGGACUACAUGGGGAUUAAGAAAGCACAUCUUCCAGCAGGUUUCACCUUCUCUUUCCCCUGUGAGCAGACAGCGAUUGAUACGGGCAUCCUGGUGAGCUGGACCAAAGGCUUCAAGGCCACAGACUGUGAAGGACAUGAUGUUGUUAACAUGCUGAGGGAGGCAAUUAAAAGACGUAACGAGUAUGAUUUGGACAUAGUAGCAUUAGUCAAUGACACAGUUGGGACAAUGAUGAGCUGCGCCUAUGAAGACCCUCAGUGUGAAGUUGGACUGAUUGCUGGAACUGGGUCAAAUGUUUGUUACAUGGAGGAACUUAAGAACAUUGAGAAGAUUGAUGUUGAGAUGUCAAAGAUGUGUAUAAACACAGAGUGGGGGGGCCUCGGUGAUGAUGGAUCUCUGGAUGAUAUCAUCACACCUUUUGAUGUUGAGGUGGACCAAAACUCAGUAAAUCCUGGAAAACAAAGGUUCGAAAAGCUCACCAGUGGGAUGUAUUUAGGUGAAAUUGUCCGACAGGUAUUACUGGAUUUAACAAGGGGAGGUUUGCUGUUCAGAGGACGCGUCACUGAAACCUUAAAAACACCUGGAAUUUUCCAAACUAAAUAUCUGUCACAAAUAGAGAGUGACCGCUUGGCUCUACUGCAAGUCAGAUCUAUUCUCCAGCAGCUGGGGCUCGACAGCACCUGUGACGACAGCAUCAUUGUCAAAGAGGUAUGUGGGGUGGUAUCACGUCGAGCAGCUGAACUGUGUGGCGCAGGAAUGGCGGCCGUGGUCGAUAAGAUCAGAGAGAACCGAGGACUGGACCAUCUGAACAUCACUGUAGGGGUAGACGGUGCCCUCUACAAACUGCAUCCACAUUUUUCCGGAGUCCUUCAAGAGACAACCAGAGCUUUGGCUCCCCAGUGUAAUGUGACCUUCUUGCCAUCAGAGGAAGGCAGUGGGAAAGGUGCCGCCCUCAUUACUGCUGUAGCCAGACAGAAGCAGAACUGUUAACUUCAC
Molecule: messenger RNA, 5077 nt
Organism: Archocentrus centrarchus (flier cichlid)
Lineage: Eukaryota; Metazoa; Chordata; Actinopteri; Cichliformes; Cichlidae
Gene: hkdc1
Product: hexokinase domain containing 1
Exons: 37
Coding region: 173-5071 (1632 amino acids)
Biological process (GO): glycolytic process; glucose 6-phosphate metabolic process; intracellular glucose homeostasis
Cellular component (GO): cytosol; mitochondrion
Molecular function (GO): fructokinase activity; ATP binding; glucokinase activity
Source: RefSeq, a predicted model, not a curated record